UAUCAAUAUUUAUGAACAGUUAAAAGAAAGCAAAUUUAAAGUAACAACAAACCAUGAGGUAGAUGUAUGUGAAGAAGCAUUAAGGUUUGUAAGCCACAAAUUGGACGAGUUAAAGCAAAUGAAUGAUGAAAAGCAAGAAGUUCAAUACGACAUUGACCAGGAUACAGUUAAAGCUGAAGAAAACAAACAAACAUGGGUAGAUGAUUCUGUACAAGAAUUAGACGAACACAGCGAAAUUUUAUACGAAAGAGUAAGACACGUCAAAAAAGAAGUACCUGAAGAAGUGGGGAUAUUGAAAACAGACAUUUCCGGAAAGGUAGGAAAAUUAGAAAAUGUCGUUUCUGAAAGAGUAGGUAAGCUUGAAACAGACAUGUCUGCUCUGAAGUCAGAUGGUUCUUCUGUGAAAGAACAAGUGACGUCACUAGAAAGCAAAGUUAGAGAACUAGAAAGUAAACGUCAAAUAUACAAGAGGCAUUUAGAUUAUGUCAAAGGGAAACAAGAGCUACAAGUUGAGCUAGUUAAGUAUUACCAGAGGUACUAUGUGAAGACAUCGCUUUCACCUUUGAAGCAACACCAGAAUUGUAUUAACGUUAAAGAUGUAUAUGUCCCUCCAGAGAUUGAAGUCAUCGAGGAGGAUCAAUCUGUGGAUAGGGUUGAAGAUUCGACAAUGACACCAGAGAAGAGAUAUGUAAACGGAUACUAUGAACUGUUUCAAACAAAUGGACAACGACAUAAAAAGAUAUAUAUAGUAGGUGACGUUGGAACGGGAAAGAGUACCUUUUGCAAAAUGAUGAUUGAAAACUGGUGUAAUGCUGUAACUGGUGCGCCAGAAGGGUCGAUUUGCGAUGAAAAUGCUCAUGAUGGAACGGAAUUCGUAUUCAGUGAUACAAAUAUGGUCAACAGGUGUGAAGAUGUAAGUCAGAUGCAAAACUAUGAGUUUCUUUUUUUUAUACCACCCAAUUUAUAUGACCAGCUUCAAGUCUUGAUGUAA
Molecule: messenger RNA, 991 nt
Organism: Ruditapes philippinarum (Manila clam)
Lineage: Eukaryota; Metazoa; Mollusca; Bivalvia; Venerida; Veneridae
Exons: 3
Coding region: 119-991 (290 amino acids)
Source: RefSeq, a predicted model, not a curated record